Molecule: messenger RNA, 3329 nt
Organism: Oryzias melastigma (Indian medaka)
Lineage: Eukaryota; Metazoa; Chordata; Actinopteri; Beloniformes; Adrianichthyidae
Product: tetratricopeptide repeat protein 24
Exons: 10
Coding region: 1449-2729 (426 amino acids)
Molecular function (GO): protein binding
Source: RefSeq, a predicted model, not a curated record
UUCAGUUCAGUUCAGUUCAGUUCAGUUUAGUUUAGUUUAGUUUAGUUUAGUUUAGUUUAGUUUAGUUUAGUUCAGUUCGGUUCAGUUAAGUUCAGAUGAGUUCAGUUCAGUUUAGUUUAGUUAGUUUUGUAAUUAGCUGUUGUUUCUCUUUUAUAAGUGAUUUUUCGUUUUUCAAUUAUCUGUGUGAAGCCUGUUUGUUUAGACAACUGUUAUGUUUUUAGGCUAUAGAGUAAAAUUUUACUGAAUUAGUGCCUCAUUAGGAUCUGGUUGGUGUCAGUAUCUGGUAUCUAGUUCGAGUCUGGUUUUUGUCUGGUUAGUUUCUAUUUAGCGUAUGGUUAGUAUGUAAUUAGUAUCAGAUUAAUAUAUUUUUAGUAUCUUGUAAGUAUAUAAUUAGUAUAUUAUCAGUAUCUUGGAGUGUAUGGCUAGUAUCUAACUGUUUACUAUCUUAUAUACCAUCAAAUUCAAGUCUUGUUAGUAUCUCAUGAUUAUCUGGUUAGUUCGUGAUUAUUCUCUGGUUAGUAUUUUUCAGUGUUCAGGUUGUAUCUGGUUAGUAAAUGAUUUGUAUUUGUUCUUAAUCAGAUUAGUAUCUGAUUAGUAGGAUAAGUGUCUGGUUAGUGUGUGUAUAGUAUUUUCAUAGAGUCUGGUUAGUGUGUGUAUAUAUAUUCUGGUUAGUAUAUGUUAUUUAUUAUCUGGUUAGUGUCUUGUUAGUAUCUGGUCACUUUCUUGUCUGUAGUUCCUGUUUGUAUCUCGUAGAUAUCAGCAAUUCUGCUGCAGAAUCAAAGGUUCAAUUGAAUUCAGUUUUAUUUACAUAGCCCAGUAGCAUAGUACAGUUGUCUCCAUUGGAUCCACACCAGUAAUUGUUCAAAAAGUUCAACGUGGAUGUUUUAGUUGUCUUCUCUUUCCAAACUCUGAGUUUCAGUUCCUUUGAAUGUGUUUGUCUCUGCUGUCACCAUGACAACAAGAGCUCAGAUGAUCUGGACCAGAGCUUCUGCCAGAUGAACCUAAAGUAAAGUGAGUCAGACCACUGCCAAAGAUGAAACCUUCUGUCCUUCGAACAUCCAGGUUUGGACCUCUGAUGUGUUCUGUGGACGUCUCCCCAGUUUAGAAGAGCUGGAAGCGAAACAGCAUCUACUUUUUCAUCACAUCAACCUGUGGAACCUUAAGAGGCCUUGAACAUUUAGGGUGAAAAUGUUUUUAAAGAAAAGCAUUUCUGGGAUGAAUUGAUGACGGUGUGAACACCUCUGGACUUGGAGCUGAACUCAAACAGUUUGUUGGUCUUCAGCAGAAACUCCACAGAAGAACUGAAGAGCUUCUCAGUGGCUGAACAGUGAAGAUGAAGCUGGUCAGCCAUCAAGCUUUCUAAGGGAUUCAACUGCUGGUUUCCUCCAGUAGAGUCCAGUCCUGGUUCAAGACCAUUAUCACAAUGAGUUUGUUUCCGCUGACCAGACAUGGCAUCUAAGUCACCAAGUCCAUCUGAUGGACAGGUAGGGACAAAGAGGAGAAGCAGGACGCAGGUGCACCGUAAGGAAACGGACAUCAAAGAGUUGACUUCAUCUGGCCACAAGGCUCUAGAGGAGGGACGGUCACAAGAGGCCGUGAGAUGCUUCAGCGAUGCUCUACAGACAGCAUUACAGCUGCAGGACUCCCGGGUCCUCGGGGCCUGUUUCUUUAACCUCGGAGCAGCUUACUUAGAGGCCGGAGAACCUCGUAGAGGUCUGAACCUUCUGCAACAGUCUCAGCCACGCUCCAAAGCUGACCGCUACCCAGACCUCCAGUUUAAUCUGGCCAUCGCCCACAAUGCACUGGGAAAGACCCGAGAGGCGUCCACCGCGUUCCUGCAGGCUGCUCACCUGUACAGGUCUCAGGGGGACGGAGGAGCUGAAGGGGACGCUUGCAUGGAGAUGAGCCGCUGCUACAGUCAAAUGGAGGACUGGACUCCAGCAGCUCAUGGGUUCCUGCGAGCUGCAGACAGCUAUAGGGUGGCCGCCAUGUUGGAUUCUGCCGCCAACGCCUUAAAAGAAGCAGGAAGUCACAUGAUCAGAGCAAAACAGUUCAACCAAGCUGACAUCAGCUGCGUUUUGGGCGAAUGUCUGAAUUUGGUGAACAGCAUCUCUGACCCGAGGAUUCUGGGAGAGGUCUUCCUCUCGGUGGGCGUGUCUUAUUGCCAGCUCAGGCAUUUCCAGAAGGCUGUGCGGUGUUUCCAGCGGGUCUUGACCCUUCCAGCUCAGCAGCCUCCCCUGCUGGCCAAAGUCCUGCAAAACCUGGGAGCUGCCUUGAACUCCACCGGCCAGUUCUCAGAAGCAUUGGGGUACCACAGGCUGGCAGCAGGGCUCUAUGGCUCUCUGGGUUGCCAUGGCGACCGGGCUCGCUGUCUCAGUAAUUUGGGACACGCCUGGACCCGGCUGGGCGACCGAGACGAGGCAGUGGAGACCUUCAUCCUCUCUCUUCAGGGGUUUAGAGACACAGAGAAUCACCUGGCUCAGGUGCAGGUGUGUGAGUCUCUGGCGGAGUGUUACCUGAGUCAAAGAAAACACCAGAAAGCUGUUCAGCUCUAUAAAGAAGCUCUGAGCGCGCUCAGUCACUGCAAGGAAGGCGGAGCUCUUCAGGACCUCCUGGUGAAGCGUCUGACCGCUGCUCUACAGCAAAGUCUGUCUGUGGAUGAGAACCCAAACCCGCAAAGACCACGACCUCCACCCCCCACUGGUCCCACGCCCGCCAGCCCCAUUUAAGAAAACAGGCAGUUUAAUGGGAAGGGAAGCAUCUCAGACCUCAGAGAUCGUAAUAAUGUAGAUUCAAGAACCCCAAGAAGGUUCCUGGUUCUUCCUCAGAUUCUGGAUCUGCAGCAAGUUAAACUCUGGAUUGGGAGGUCUGUCGGUCCUCUUUCAUCUCCUGGUUUAUCUGAUUAAACAUGACCUGAGAAAAUCUUCUGGAAAUGUUCUGAACAUGUGGGGCUGACAGAACCAGAACCCAGAUUCACUUUAACACCCUCAACACAUUCAUGUGAUCCUCAGAGAAGACAGAGAGCUUUCACUGUCACAGGUUCCUUCUCUCUAGCAACCUGCUGCAGGUAUAAGAUCAUGCAGGUGAUGGAUCAAAGAUACAUCAGUGAUAGAUCAAAGUCUGCAAGUGAUAGAUCAAAGACUGCAGCAGGUAUAAGAUCAUGCAGGUGAUGGAUCAAAGAUACAUCAGUGAUAGAUCUGCGGGGCGGCCGUGGUGCAGCGGUAGGGCGGUCGACUCCUAAUCCGAAGUGAGCGGGUUCGACUCCUGCCUUGCCCGACCAUGUGUCGAAGUGUCCUUGGGCAAGACGCUGAACCCCGAAUUGGCUCUGG